This is a messenger RNA of Procambarus clarkii (red swamp crayfish), 1010 nucleotides long. The record is from RefSeq and is a predicted model, not a curated record. NCBI's taxonomy places the organism in Eukaryota, Metazoa, Arthropoda, Malacostraca, Decapoda, Cambaridae.
ACUACAAACCUCCCAGCUCCCAGCAGGCUAGAAACCUCCCAGCUCCCAGCAGACUACAAACCUCCCAGCUCCCAGCAGACUACAAACCUCCCAGCUCCCAGCAGCCUACAAACCUCCCAGCUCCCAGCAGACUACAAACCUCCCAGCUCCCAGCAGACUACAAACCUCCCAGCUCCCAGCAGACUAGAAACCUCCCAGCUCCCAGCAGACUACAAACCUCCCAGCUCCCAGCAGACUACAAACCUGCCAACUCCCAGCAGACUACAAACCUCCCAGCUCCCAGCAGACUAGAAACCUCCCAGCUCCCAGCAGACUACAAACCUCCCAGCUCCCAGCAGACUACAAACCUCCCAGCUCCCAGCAGCCUACAAACCUCCCAGCUCCCAGCAGACUACAAACCUCCCAGCUCCCAGCAGACUACAAACCUCCCAGCUCCCAGCAGCCUACAAACCUCCCAGCUCCCAGCAGACUACAAACCUCCCAGCUCCCAGCAGACUACAAACCUCCCAGCUCCCAGCAGACUACAAACCUCCCAGCUCCCAGCAGACUACAAACCUCCCAGCUCCCAGCAGACUACAAACCUCCCAGCUCCCAGCAGACUACAAACCUCCCAGCUCCAGCAGACUACAAACCUCCCAGCUCCCAGCAGCCUACAAACCUCCCAGCUCCCAGCAGACUACAAACCUCCCAACUCCCAGCAGACUACAAACCUCCCAGCAGACUACAAACCUCCCAACUCCCAGCAGACUACAAACCUCCCAGCUCCCAGCAGACUACAAACCUCCCAGCUCCCAGCAGACUACAAACCUCCCAACUCCCAGCAGAAUACAAACCUCCCAGCUCCCAGCAGACUACAAACCUCCCAGCUCCCAGCAGACUACAAACCUCCCAGCUCCCAGCAGACUACAAACCUCCCAGCUCCCAGCAGACUACAAACCUCCCAACUCCCAGCAGAUGAGAAACCUCCCAGCUCCCAGCAGGCGAGAAACCUCCCAGCUCCCAGCAGAUGA